CUUCAAAUGCGACGGAAGCAAGAGGAGCAGGUUGCUGAACUUCUUGCGGAAUUGGAGCCUCCAGUGUCGUUCAGUAAAGUGCCGGUGAAGGAGAUUCCAGCUCCCGAGGUGUCUGAAAAGCCAAGUAUCCUCCGCUACCAGGCUGACGUAAGUGGAUUUCAACUGUUUUGCGAGCGCUAG
Dibothriocephalus latus is the source of this 180-nucleotide messenger RNA. Lineage: Eukaryota; Metazoa; Platyhelminthes; Cestoda; Diphyllobothriidea; Diphyllobothriidae. The record is from the annotation of a GenBank genome assembly.